CAGGGAGGCAGUAGCAGCAGUUGAUUCCAGUGAGGCGAGUUUAUUUACUUCCGGUGAAGAGUUCAGCUGGUCCUGAAUGAUAAAGUAGUGAAGAUAAAGGAAAGCAGCAAAGAUGGAGUCCAGUGAGGAGGGGGGCCUCAGUGUCGGGGGCUCUAUGGGAGAGGAGAACUACUUCUUGGGAUACACCUUCACCGACCGCUCCCACUCCAGCCGGGUGGUGAAGAGCAUCAUGGACCUGUGCCUGGAGGACGGCCUGUUCGCUGAUGUCACCAUUACUGUGGACAGCAAAGAGUUUCACCUUCACCGACUCGUGCUCUCAGCGCAGAGCAGUUUCUUCCGCUCCAUGUUCACCUCUAACCUUAAAGAGUCCCACAACCGCGCUAUUGAGUUGAAAGAUGUCAGUGCCACUGUCUUUCAGCUGCUGAUUGACUACAUCUACCACGGCACAAUUAAACUGAGGGUAGAGGAGCUGCAGGACACUUAUGAGAUGGCAGACAUGUACCAGCUGACGGCUCUGUUUGAGGAAUGCUCCCGCUUUCUCUCACGGACAGUGGAGGUCAAGAGCUGCCUGCAGGUGAUGUGGCUUGCAGACAGACACAGUGACCAGGAGUUGUAUACUGCUGCUAAGCACUGUGCUAAAAUCCACUUGGCCCAGCUGCAUCAGACUGAAGAAUUUCUCAAUCUGCCUCUCUGUCUGCUCUUGGACAUCAUCAAAGAUGGCGUUCCAAGCUCCCAGAAUCCAACAGUGGCAAUCGAGUCGUGGAUAAACCACAACAAGGUGGAGAGAGAGGAGUUUUCUUGUAUCCUCCAAGAAAAUCUCAAGGAAAUUGGUGAGAAUGUCCACAUUUACCUGAUCGGUAAAGAGGAGACAAGGACUCACUCCUUGGCUGUGUCACUUCACUGUGACGAGGAUGAUGCGAUCAGCGUGAGUGGCCAGAACAGUUUAUGCCAUCAGAUCACUGCAGCCUGUAAACACGGAGGGGACCUGUACGUGGUGGGGGGGUCUAUCCCUCGCCGCAUGUGGAAGUGCAACAUGCACACCAUGGACUGGGAGCGCUGUGCCCCACUGCCCAGAGACCGCCUCCACCACACCAUGGUCUCUGUCUCUACUGAGGAUGCAAUCUACUCACUAGGAGGUAAGACCUUGCAAGACACACUCUCUAAUGCCGUCAUCUACUACACAGUGAAGGACAACAUGUGGACAGAGACCAGCCAGCUGGACACUGCAGUGUCCGGGGCUGCUGGCGUUAACCUGGGAGGUACCAUCUACCUGCUUGGAGGGGAGGAGAAUGACAUGGACUUUUUUACUAAGCCAUCCCGUCUCAUUCAGUGCUUUGACACCUCCUCCCAGAAGUGUCAGAUCAAACCUUACAUGCUGCCGUUUGCGGGCUGCAUGCACGCCGCUGUCCACAUGGACGUGAUCUUUAUCGUAGCAGAAGGAGACUCCCUUGUGUGCUACAACCCUCUGCUGGAGAGCUUCACCCGCCUGCGCUUCCCUGAGGUGUGGAGCUGUGUCCCUUCACUGUGGAAGGUGGCCAGCUGUAACGGCUGCAUAUAUGUCUUCAGGGACAAAUGCAAGAAAGGUGACGCAAACACGUUAAAGUUUAACCCGGCUACAUCUGUCGUCUCCGUUAUAAGAGGUAUAAAAAUCCUCCUCACAAACUGGCAGUUUGUUCUGGCCUGAAUUGUCCUUUGGAUGUUCACACUGUGGUCCACACACUCACCACAGAGAAUCAGGGAAGACUGUUGGAUAACUUACCAUGACUUCAGGAGGAGACCUGUUCUAAAUGUAUUUACUCAUCUGGUUUCUGUGUCACUCAUUCCAUUCAGACUCCACCAUCCGACCAGUAAAAACCAUUCAGUGGUGUGCAUCACUUGCUUGUGGUACUGUGUGUCUCAUUGUGGAUCCCUUAGCUGAGAAGUUGAACAGUUUGUGGUGAUGCUGUAACCAGUGAUGAACUAAUCAACAUUGUUUUCCUGUGCACUGCUCGUUUAUUGACACGCAUGAACAGCUUCAGCGUAAAAACUUAACUGAACAUUAAAACAUCCUUCAGUAUAUUGUAUGUGAACAAGUGUAUCAUGGUGAUGUAGGCUGAAUAUCCUCAGAUGUCAUAUUUCAAGUCAGUGUGCAUAAACAUGAUAACAGAGGAUGUUUUCUAACUUUUCAAAUUUUCACAGUUUCUUGUCUUAAGAUUGUAUUUUUUGAUGUACAAUGUACAUGUUCAAGUUAAGCUGUUAACAUAAAUGUCAAAUAUAUCGCUGUAGCUUCAAGUUCUCAUUGUUUGUUUUGAUAUUGAUGGUCCUUUAGCCUUUAUGCAUUAAUUGUCUCUUGCUAUUAUUAAUAUGUUUAUUACCAGAGAUUUAGGAUAUUUUACUGUAGCAAUUAUACAGUGAUGCAUUAAGAAAUGGUACACCUUUCUGCUGUGUAGCUAUUGAAAGCUUUGUCUAAACAAAGACAUAACCUCUAACCGUAUUUUCUUUGGAUUGGUAAUGCAUC
This is a messenger RNA of Xiphias gladius (swordfish), 2497 nucleotides long. RefSeq names its product kelch repeat and BTB (POZ) domain containing 4 (gene kbtbd4). NCBI's taxonomy places the organism in Eukaryota, Metazoa, Chordata, Actinopteri, Istiophoriformes, Xiphiidae. Gene Ontology annotation, molecular function: protein binding. The transcript has 5 exons. The coding region runs from base 113 to 1684 and encodes 523 amino acids. The record is from RefSeq and is a predicted model, not a curated record.